AUGGCGGGUCUCUUCGAUCUCACGGACAAGACCGUAGUCGCGACAGGGGCAACGAGGGGCAUCGGCCAGUCCAUGACAAUAGGUCUAGCCGAAUUAGGAGCCGACGUUAUCAGCCUACAGAGGGACUUGAACAACACGGAAACGCAAAACAAGGUGCUUGCUCUUGGCCGCAAAUUCACAGCAAUCCACUGCGAUGUAUCCAACAACACCCAGGUUCUCCAAGCUAUGCGGGAAGCCUUGGCAUUGACCCGGGUGGACAUUCUAUUGAAUGCGGCUGGCUUACAGCGGCGGUCCCCGGCCCAAGACCUCUCGUAUGAGGCAUACGAGGAAGUCAUGGACGCCAAUCUCUCCGCCACCUUUACGACUUGUCAAGAAGCCGGGAGGUACUGGCUAGACAAGGGCCAGCAAGGCGUCAUCAUCAAUGUAGCCUCCGUCGUCGCUGUGCAAGGAGGUGUCAAUAUGGCGGCCUAUGCCGCCAGCAAAGGUGGUGUACUGCAACUGACGAGAGCAUUGAGCAACGAGUGGGCCGGCCGAGGCAUUCGAGUGAAUUGUGUGUCCCCAGGCGAAAUUGCUACAGAUAUCAACAAAGACGUUCGAACAGAGCCCGAGUAUCGGGACCACUACGACUUUCUCACCAAGCGUAUUCCAAUGGGCAGGUGGGGGGUGGCCGACGAUUUCAAGGGCGUAGCUGUCUUCAUGGCCAGCAAGGCGAGUUGUUACAUGUCGGGAGAGAAUCUUGUCAUCGAUGGCGGUUGGCUGGCAAGAUGA
This is a messenger RNA of Metarhizium brunneum ARSEF 3297, 768 nucleotides long. RefSeq names its product 2-dehydro-3-deoxy-D-gluconate 5-dehydrogenase. The record is from RefSeq and is a predicted model, not a curated record. Gene Ontology annotation, molecular function: oxidoreductase activity, acting on the CH-OH group of donors, NAD or NADP as acceptor. NCBI's taxonomy places the organism in Eukaryota, Fungi, Ascomycota, Sordariomycetes, Hypocreales, Clavicipitaceae.